This is a messenger RNA of Eurytemora carolleeae, 875 nucleotides long. RefSeq lists its product as uncharacterized. NCBI's taxonomy places the organism in Eukaryota, Metazoa, Arthropoda, Copepoda, Calanoida, Temoridae. The record is from RefSeq and is a predicted model, not a curated record. The transcript is spliced from 7 exons. Bases 125 to 580 code for a protein of 151 amino acids.
UUGUUUAAGAGUUUAACUUAAUGACAUAAUACUGAAAUCUUAUUGGAUGUAAAGAUUCCAGAUCUCUAUUGGUCCUGUUUUCUGAUUUUAACCAAUGAGAGACGGAUAAAGUGAAAAGUUGGUAAUGAGCUGGUUUAAAAGAAUGGACAGUAGCAAUCUUGAGACUGGAGAUGAUCAGCUGGAUAAUGACGUCAUGGAACAGGCCGGACUGAGCACAGAUGUACAAGUACAACAAAGAUCAAGAACAUGGGAUUUACAAAAUGCUGGAAGAGUUAGAAAUAAUCUACAGGAUGGAUUUGAGCCGGGUUCCAGGUUUGAGUGCACAAGAUUAAAGGAUUCUCUGCAAAGAACGUGUUUGUCUAACCCCCAAUGUGAGCCUAAACGAUUAGAACCCUGCUUAUCGAAUAUGUGUACCCGAGCAAGUUUUACAGAGUUGAGUAUUCGAGCAAUGGAAGAACUAGCGAUGGUGGUGAGUGUAAUGGCUCUCUGUACUUUCAUGUACCUCGGACUGGCGUUGAUCGAGAGACUGGUUGGGAAAUUAAUUGAAAAAAAUGAAGAGAAAAAAGAAGAUGGUUCGUAAUUAUUAUGAGAAAUGUCAAAAGCAAAAACAUUUAUCUCGGUCUUUUUUAAAAUAUAUUUUUAAUCCAAUUUCUUGAUCAUGAAAUAUUUGAAACUUAUUUUUUUUGUGAAAAUGCAUAAACCUUUUUAUUCAAAAAAUUUUAAUUUAUCGAUACAUAUUUAUAAUAUAUAUUGUCUUUGCGUUGAAAAGCAAGAUUCGAUUUUUAUUUUAAGAACUGCGUUUUAAGUUUCACGUUUUAAAAUAACGUGAAUUUUGGGAAUAGAUUAAUUUAAAAUUUUCAAAGGAAAAUAAUUUC